GUAUGGAAAUAUUGCAUUGUACACAUUUGUGUGUAUCACUCAUAUUGUGUGGCAGGGCCAUAAUUGUCUUACAAUAAAUUCUGAAAUCGCCGACUCAUUAAUUGAAUAUCGAGCAACAGAAUAUCCAAAAUCAAUCGACAUGACCUAUACAACUGAUAAGCUACCCGAGGGAAUGCGACACAAUUGGAACUUCAGAUCAUGGAAGGAAAACGAUAUCAAGGACAGACUACCCGAAGUUCUUAAUCAAAUACAAACCCUGUACGAUAAGGCUGGAGGUGCGGAUAUGGGAAACCUGACCUUCGAUACGUUCCUUCAACCCAUACUGCAGGCACAACGCCUCACGUUCGGAAACUAUUGGUGGUAUGGUACGCUUGGCUCGCCUAUUGUAUUUCCGAAAUUGGUUGGUGUUAACAAAGAAGUUCGUGAUGCCGCGACUGAGGCGGGAAAGGCAAUCGAUGAUUUAACUUUGGAAAUGUUUAUGCGAAAGGAUGUUUUCGAGCGAAUGAUUGAAUUUAGAAAAAUCUGCGACAUAGAUCCAGAGUACGUGCGGUUUGUUGAUCGUAUGAUUACUGUCGGAAAAAGCAAUGGUUUGCAAUUGGAGGCAGAACAACAAGACAAAGUGAAGGUGCUGAAGACUGAAAUAAAUACUUUGGUCGGAGAAUUUGAGAAACGACUGAUUGAAGAUAAAACUGUUGUUCUGUUGAAUGAAAUCGACUUGGCUGGCUUAUCGGAAGAUUUCAUUAAAGGAUUGGAGGUCGAUGCAGAAACCGGAUUGAAAAAAUUAACGAUGAGCUAUCCCACCUAUUUGCCGGUAAUGCGUAAAUGUCGAAUACCCGACACUCGUCGAAAAAUGGUUCUUGCCUAUAAUAAUCGAGGUGGCACUAGAAAUGAGGAGAUCAUGCAGAGAGUAAUUGAAUUACGUCACGAAUGUGCCAAAUUACUUGGAUACAAGACAUGGGCGGCGCUUCGCCAAGAAGAGAACAUGGCUAAAAAUCCAGAAACGGUGGAUUCGUUUCUAAUGACUUUGUCGUCUAAACUGCAGCCGUUGUGGAAAGAGGAAAGAGAAGCUUUACUCAAACUUAAGGAAGAAGAGUGCAAGAAAUACGGGUACGAGUUUAACGGUGAAUUGGACAUGUGGGAUCUCAGCUAUUAUUGUAAUAUGAUUGAAGAGAAGGACUACUGCAUUGACACCGAAAAGUUGAAAGAGUAUUUUCCGUUGGAAACCGUGACCAACGGACUGCUAGGAGUAUAUUCGCAUAUUCUUGGACUCGAGUUCACGAAAUUGGUUGAUCCACCUGCUUGGCAUGAAGAUGUGUUUGCGUAUAAGGUUAAUGAUAAGCAAUCCGGAGAGCUUAUGGGAUAUGUUUACAUGGACUUGUUCCCACGUGAAGGCAAACACUCACACUUUUACAUCAAGCCUAUGCAAAGCGGAUCAGUAAAUGAGGCGGGAGUCAAGGAGAAGACAGUUACUUGUAUGGUCUGCAAUUUCAAUCCACCUAGUCAAGGCAAACCAUCGCUGCUGACUCCUAACGAAGUCAAAACAUAUUUCCAUGAAUUUGGUCACGCAAUGCACACAAUUUGUUCAAAGGCUAAAGUGCAAAUGUUUUGGGGAACUCAUGUUGAACGUGACUUUGUUGAAGCUCCAUCCCAGAUGCUAGAAAAUUGGGUAAAAGAAAAGGAAGUACUUGCUCGCAUUUCCGGUCACUAUCUGACUGGUGAAACUAUUCCAGACGUUGAGGUGGACAAAUUAAAGAAAGCCGAUAAGGCCAACGUUGGAUAUUUCAAUUUGUGGCAGAUUGCUCUCGCAACGUUCGAUCAAAGAAUCCAUCAGAGUGGUUCCAUCGAUCCGCGAAAAGCUUACAGUGAUGUCACAUUCGAGAUUCUUGGUAUGAGACCACAUCCGGAUACAUUCUUCCCUGGAACUUUCGAACAUGUGAUGCAUUCUUAUGACGCCGGUUACUACUCGUAUAUGUGGAGCGAGGUAUUCAGUGUCGAUAUGUACGAAACAGUAUUCGGAAAAGUGGGUCCACUCGAUGCCAAUGCUGGAAUGAAAUAUCGUCAAAUGAUUCUGGAGAAAGGUGGAUCAGUGGAUGGAUUCGAUAUGCUCCGCAAUAUUUUGGGACGUGAACCGAAUCAGGAAGCUUUUUUGAUGAAAAAAGGUCUCAUUUAAUGUCCACACUGGACCGAAUUUAAAAUAUUUCUUUAUUUUGUAAAAGCAAAGGAAUGUGUAAAAUAAAAUGAUUUUUUUCC
Molecule: messenger RNA, 2250 nt
Organism: Bradysia coprophila
Lineage: Eukaryota; Metazoa; Arthropoda; Insecta; Diptera; Sciaridae
Product: thimet oligopeptidase-like
Biological process (GO): proteolysis; peptide metabolic process
Cellular component (GO): mitochondrial intermembrane space
Molecular function (GO): metalloendopeptidase activity
Source: RefSeq, a predicted model, not a curated record